Molecule: messenger RNA, 1459 nt
Organism: Aspergillus candidus
Lineage: Eukaryota; Fungi; Ascomycota; Eurotiomycetes; Eurotiales; Aspergillaceae
Exons: 3
Coding region: 15-926 (303 amino acids)
Source: RefSeq, a predicted model, not a curated record
CAUCGACGUCUGCAAUGGAUUGCUGGAUAGUUAUAAAAGGGUCCCGGAUUCCUGAGAUCUCAUUGCAUUCUUGCUCAUCAAGCAUUUCCAAGCUGAACUGUCACAGCAGCCGUUCAUUCUCUCUCUGCUAUUCUCUCCUUUGCCAUUCCAGCUCUCUUUUGGAAUUGAUCCAUUCAUCCUUCCUCAGUAUCUUGAUCACAGCUAGCUUGACUACAGUCCUUCAUUCCACAUCUUUCUUCUUUCCUUCAACAUGUACAACCCAAAGACCUUCUCCGCACUCAUGUGCCUGCUCCUCUCGGCUCCUGCAUCGGUCCUAUCGGCGCCCAUAUCCCAGACCCAAACCCUCGCCCAAAGACAAGUCCACGAAGACACCGACAUGGGCUUCAAGUGGGGCGCUGGUAUCCCCGACGGUCCUGACUACAAUGACGCCGGCUCCUUUUCUGAUUCGUCUGACGAAGACGACGGAAGUGACGACUUUGGCUCCGGCGUGUCCCAUAAGACCGAUGCUAAGCAUAGUACGACUAUUGGGAUUCCUGAUGGACCUAGCUUCAAUAUGGGAAAUUACUAUCAUCACUCUGAUCAUGAGAGUGCACCUGAGCCGGAGAAGGAGCCGGAGCCAACCCCGGAACCCCAGCCGGAACCCCAGCCUGAGCCUGAGCCCGAGCCUACUCCCACUCCGGCGCCCCCUGCUCCGGAGCCUACUCCUCCUCCUCCCCCUCCGCCUGCUCCUGCUCCGCCCGCCCCCGCCCCGCCUACCCAUGAGCCUCCUGCCCCUGCCCCUCCCGCUCCUGCCCCUCCUGCCCCUGCCCCAGAGCCCCCUGUUGAAGAAGUGUGCGUUGUUCAAGAGCCGGAGCCAGAGCCGGAGCCGGAGCCUUGCUCGUGCGAGAAGCACUGAGCGUCUCACGGUCUGCAUAUCAUGCCUCUAGUAGUGCGAUAUGACCCCCACUUGUUCUCUCUCAUUGAUUCCUUUUCUUUCUUCAACAACCAUCUCUAUCAUUGAUUUUAAUCCUUUUGCCCUGGACCCUUCACUUCACUUCACUACACUUCAUUUCUGCUGUCUGUCUUCUAUAUUUCUUUCCCACCCCCCUGCCAUCACUUGCCCUUAUCCUUCACCUCCUUCAUCGUCUUUCCCAACAAACUUAUUAUUACAUUCUUCUGCAAAUUCUUGUCUGCUGCUUUUAUCCAACCAAUCAUCCGACAAUUGUCCUUUCUACUGCCUGCCUACCUCCUUUGUAUCGCUUCCACACAUCUCCGCCUCCGUCCCCCCAUCCUCCUUCUCCCUUUACUGCUCCUACCAUCACCAAACAGGCACCCCGAGGAUGCAGGAUGCAGCUGACCUUCUAUUUUCUUUGAUUUGCUUGUUUGAUCUGUACUACCCUACUAUCUAUCUGUCUACAGGCUGGUCUCUACCUCAGCCUUUGUAUUCUAGUUUAUUUAAUACAAUUGAUCAAUGGUCAUA